Messenger RNA from Closterium sp. NIES-65, 651 nucleotides. The record is from the annotation of a GenBank genome assembly. Lineage: Eukaryota; Viridiplantae; Streptophyta; Zygnematophyceae; Desmidiales; Closteriaceae.
AUGCACGACGUUAUCGCGUGGCUGCAGGACGCAUGGAUGAACAUCCCCGCCAAGACAAUCCAACGUUGCUGGUGGCGCACGGGGUGCAUGCCGCGCUCGUGGGCCAUGGAUUUGGUGCAAGUAGGGUUGGAUGGCCUUGCCCCGGUCGGCAACGGCGUGAAUGCUGCUCUCCCUAUCGACCUCGACGAGGACAUCGGGGACGUCGGCAUCAUGAUCGGCCGUCUAGGCCUCGGGCCUAGCGCCAUGCCGGCCGCCGCCUUCGUCGCGAUCGACGACGACCAGCCCACGUGCGCCGAACCUGGCGAGGACCUGCUCGCCCUUGAGCCCGCGACGGGGUAUUCGGGCGCGUCCUGGGAGGCGGCGUCCACCAUGCAGGCAGUCGAUGAUGACGACAACCCCGAGAGCCGUGAGGCGCGGCGUUACGCUCGGGCGGCGAGCGAGAUGCUCAUUGGCUACGCACGCUCCACGGGCAUCACGCCGUGCAACCUCUGCGCGCUAUUCGAGAUCAAGAACCCCAUCAUCGUCGACCGCAUGGACCAAUGUAUGAACCUGCCGGAUGGACACGCGGGUGCCCACAGUGGACGAUUCACUGCGAGUGGUGGUGAUGAUGAUCUUGCUUCUGCUGCCAUACCCACACCCCUUUUUGGCUGA